AUGGCGGAUUACCACACGGUGUACAAGGAACCCGAGGGCACGACGACGGAGUGGGAGGACCUUCAGGCGAAAUACGGCAACCUCGCUCCGCAGGAGAAGCCCAAGACAGCAGCUUGGGAGGCGGCAGAAGCGAGAAAGCGCACGGACGGGCUGGAUACGCGUACGGCUGAUGAGCUGCCUUUUGAGGCGCCUCAAAGCUCAAGGCAGCAGUAUCGGAGGCGACGUCAUUCACUCACACUCACCACCACCGCCUGUUCUCCAACCCUUGCUGCUUGUCCCCUCCCCUGGCAGGUGAAAUACGGCAACCUUGCUCUGUGGGAGAAGCCCAAGACAACGACAUGGGAACCGGGAUCAUUCACUCACCCUUGCUACUCGCUCCGUUCUCCAACCCUUGCUGCUUGUCUCCUCCCCUGGCAGGUGAAAUACGGCAACCUUGCUCCGCGUGAGAAGCCCAAGACAGCAGCAUGGGAGCCGGCAGAAGAGAGGAAGCGUACAGACGAACUGGACACGCGUACAGCUGAUGAGCUGGACGACCUGGAGGAUGACGUGGAUGAUGACCGGUUCAUGGAGGAGUACAGGAGGCGGAGGGUGGCAGAGCUGAGGGCGGCGGCGGCGCGGCCGCGGUACGGAGGGGUGGAGAGGAUUACGGGGCCGGACUUCGUGAGGGAGGUGACGGAGGCGAGCCAGAGCGUGUGGGUGGUGGUGCACCUCUUCCGUGACAGUGUGGCAGCUUGCAGCAUCAUCAGCAACUGUCUCUCAGAGCUCGCUCGCUCGCACCCGCAGACCAAGUUUGUGCGCAUAGUGAGCACUGAGUGCAUCCCCAACUACCCCGAUGCGCACCUGCCCACGCUGCUCGUGUACCACAAGGGGGCCCUCAAGGCCACCCUGGCUGGCAUGCACCAGUUCGGAGGAAAGAACUGCACUACACAAGCGAUUCUUGCUGAGUUCGCGGCACACGAAGAAGCCAUCCAGCAGCAGGACCACGCAUACUUGAACCAGGCGGUGGCGCAGGCGUACGAGGGCGUGAAGGUGGGCGACGGGGGGCCAUUUGGGGCCGUGGUGGUGCGCGAGGGAGAGGUGGUGGCGGCGUGUCACAACAUGGUGCUAAAAAACACAGACCCCACUGCCCAUGCUGAAGUCACGGCAGUGAGAGAGGCGUGCAGGAAGCUGGGUCGUUACGACCUGUCAGACUGCGAGCUGUAUGCGUCGUGUGAGCCGUGUCCUAUGUGCUUCGGCGCCAUCCACCUCUCCAAGAUCAAGCGGCUGGUGUAUGGGGCGCAGGCAGAAGCAGCGCUGGCGAUCGGGUUUGAUGAUUUCAUUGCGGACGCCAUCCGAGGCACGGCCUACUACCAGAAGGCGAGUCUGCAGAUCCACAAGGCAGAGGGACACGUGGCCGCUGCUGCGGAGGAGGUGUUUGAAAACACCAAGUCCAAGUUCCAAAUCGCGAACCACCCACAGCGCAGUGCAGCCGUGACAGGGAGACUUAGGCAGGCACCUCUCACCCCUCUAUUCUUCUCCGAAACGCUUCUUCUCGACUUACUAUUCUUACCUUCCGCCCGUCCGUAUCAACGAAAGUUGGUCGAUUCGCACUCCGACGCAAUGGCGUUAGCUCCGGCGCUUUUAAAGCCAGUGAUGGACUUCAGGUUUCUGGACGAGGGCACAGGCGGGGAUAAGAAGCGCAAACGACAAAAAGAUGAGCGUGAGGCGAAAGCCGCGGAAGCGGAAGCCGCCGCUGCGGAUCAACCUGGCGACAUGGCAAUUGACGGCGACGGCGCUGACGGCCAGCCGUCAGCUAAACGGCAAGCCGUUCCGAUGGCUGACGACGAGAACCGGCCGUCGUUCGGCCGACCGUCGUACGACGGCGUGAUCGCAGGAAAGGCUUCGGGUCGCAAAUGGAAAACCGUGCGAACGACUCGGUCAUCCGCGUUAAGAGUCACCGGCCGGAAGGAGGUUUCGUUAGAAGAGAAGCGAAGGCAGAGAGAGCUCAAGAAGGCGUAUAGGGAGAGGAAGGAGGAGUUGAAGGAGGAGAUUAGGAGCAACAAGCAGGCGAAGCGAGCCGCCGCGCAGGAGAAGCAGCGGCGGAAGGAGGAGAAUGCGCUGAAGGGCGCCGUGCUGCAACGAAUCACGAACCCGAAGACGAUUAAGAAAAUGUCGAAGAAGCAACGACAGAGCCUCGUGAAAGUCUAA
This is a messenger RNA of Closterium sp. NIES-65, 2187 nucleotides long. The record is from the annotation of a GenBank genome assembly. Lineage: Eukaryota; Viridiplantae; Streptophyta; Zygnematophyceae; Desmidiales; Closteriaceae.